AUGGACCUGAGGACGGAAGAGCUGGAGGACGGAGAGAUCUGCGACGAUGAGCCCGAAGAGAGUGAUCUUCCACGGGGGGGGGAGGGGAACAGGCCGGAAGAUCCUCCACCUAGACCGGGAGAUCCUCCACUGAGACCCCCUCACCAUCCGGGUCCCCAGCCGGGCCCCCAGACCCACAACAUGCCGCCAGACCUACGCCCCCCGUACCACCGCGGACCCCCGUUCCCGCCGAUCCACCGGCAGCCCGACCGGCCCGCCAGUCCACCUCCUCCGGCCCCCGGUCCUCUGCCGAGCCCGAGGUCCAGCUUCUGGGAACGGAGUCACGGGGCGCUGGGCCGCUUCAGGCACCGGGCUGUGCCGAACCGAGGGGGCCGGAACCGAGGGGGCCGGGGCGGGAGAGGGGGCCGGGGGCGGUUCGGUACCGGAGAUAGUCGGCUAGGUCCUGGAGAGGGACCUGUUGGUCGAUUCGGUCCUGGAGAUAGUCGGUUCGGACCUGGAGAGGGUCGGUUAGGUCCUGGAGAGGGUCGGUUAGGUCCUGGAGAGGGUCCUGUGGGUCGGUUCGGUCCUGGAGAGGGUCCAGGCGGUCGUUUCGGUCCCGGAGAUAGUCGGUUAGGUCCCGGAGACGGUCCUGUGGGUCGGUUCGGUCCUGGAGAGGGUCCUGUAGCUCGCUUCGGUAUCGGAGAGGGUCCCCUGUCUAGGUUUGGUCCAGGAGAUAGUCAGUUCGGUCCUGGAGAGGGUCCUGUCGGUCGGUUCGGACCUGGAGAUAGUCGAUUAGGUCCCGGAGAGAGUCCCAUCGGUCGGUUUGGAUCAGGAGACGGUCCUGUCAGUCGGUUUGGAUCAGGAGACGGUCCUGUGGGUCGCUUCGGUACCGGAGAGGGUCCUGUCGGUCGGUUCAGUACCGGAGAGGGUCCUGUCGGUCGGUUCGGUCCGGGAGAGAGUCCCAUCGGUCGUUUUGGAUCAGGAGACGGUCCAGCCGGCCGAUUAGGUCCCGGAGAAGGUCCAGGCGGUCGGUUCGGACCCGGAGAGGGUCCAGGCGGUCGUUUCGGUCCAGGAACUAGUACCCCGGCGCGGUUUGGUCCAGGAGAUGUUCCUCUGGGUCGGUUCGGUACCGGAGAGGGUCCCCCUGCUCGGUUCGGACCUGGAGAUAGUUGGUUCGGUUCAGGAGAGGGUCCUGUUGGUCGGUUCGGUAUCGGAGAUGGUCAAGGUAACAAGAAGGACUCCCCCUCCAGAAAACAGAAGCCGCUGAGGGGCAGGAGGCCGGCUCACGGACCCUCUAAAGCAGAGAGGGCCGGGGACGAGUCCUUCGAGGACCUGCUGUCCAAAUACAGGCAGAUCCAGAUGGAGCUGGAGAGCAUCCGCAAGCAGGAGACUAUGGCCCUGCAGCCCCCCGUCAAAGACCAGGACCCCCAGUGUGCCACCACACUCCCAGAGACCGGACCAGGACCAGAACCAGGACCGGAACCGGAACCAGGACCAGAACCAGCAGAGGAGCCCUCGGAGCUGGAGAAGGCAGAGAAGAAGGUGUUCCAGGCAUUCAACAUCAAGCCUCUCCGUCAGAAACUCCCUCCGCCCGCCAAGCUGGAGACGCUGAGGCUGGGAGACACGCCGGCAGGAGGUGAAGAAGAAGAAGACAAAGCAGUCGGGGCAGCAGGAGGUGAACCAAAAGCUGACGAAGAGGAGGAGGAGGAGGAGGAGAAGAAGAAGAAGAAGUGUGUGUGCUGCAGCAGCGAGGAAACCAACGAAGAAGAGAGAAACAACUGUGUGUGCUGCAGGGAGUCCUCGGCCUCCAGCGAGGAGGAGGCGCAGGAUCAGGUGAGGAACCUUUAGAUCUACACCAGGGGCUCUCAAACGUUCUGUUG
This is a messenger RNA of Notothenia coriiceps (black rockcod), 1859 nucleotides long. RefSeq names its product spidroin-2-like. The transcript is spliced from 3 exons. The record is from RefSeq and is a predicted model, not a curated record. Lineage: Eukaryota; Metazoa; Chordata; Actinopteri; Perciformes; Nototheniidae. The coding region runs from base 1 to 1827 and encodes 608 amino acids.